UCAGUCAGAAGACCCACCUCUGCUUCCUUACUACCUCCUUCACUGCUUGCCAUAACCACAUCUGCCUCACCUCUCCUCCCUCCCUUCUCCUCCCUCCUCUUCCUCCCUUCCUUCUCUUCCUAUUUUCUCUCCUAUACCAUCUCACCUGUGCUCAAGAUAGACAAAGGCUCUGCAAAUAGAGUAAAGUAAGGACAGAGAAAAGUAUUCCGUCCAAAGGAACAUGAAUUGGGAACUGGAUUCUUCUCCUUUAAGAGUGUUUUGGAGAUCAAAAGUGUGGGAUGAGAAAACUUCAACAUUUACUUCCGAUGAGAAUCUCAAGACUGUCAAAAAAAUGGGUGGCAAAAGAAGGCCUAGACCAAGACGCUCCAUCGACCUGGAAGAUUCCACUGAGCAGCUGAUUUCUGGUGACUUGGUCACAUUCCCCUGCUCUGUCUGCUACCAAGAACUGAACAAAGCUAGGAAUUUUCUACAUAAGAAACAUCACAAUGCUCUAAGUAUGCUGGGUUUCCAGUGGAUGGGAGGGAGGCAACCAAAGCCCAAACUGGUCAGUUUUCAUAGAGAGUGUAUAAUUUCUAAUCUUUUGAGAUCUUCUACAUACAGUGAAAAAGUCCUUCACAGUAUGAACUACGCAUUUGAGUUUCUUUGGAAGAAACAAGUUCCAUCAUACUUCAAACUUUGUGAUAAGGUUGGCGAGACUUCUACAUAUUCUCCAAACAGCAACCAUCUGAUGAUUAAAGGUAUAGCCAUCUGUAGCAAUAGUAAUUCAUCCUGGAAAGCUGAGCCGAACUGUAAAUUCACCGUCGUGAACGAUUUUGGUGAUAAGGCCAAUGUGUGCUUUUUCGGUUUAUUCGAUAGCCAUUACGGUUAUGCAGCAGCAGACCUGGCAUCAAAGGAGUUUCAGGUUUUACUUCUCCAUCAAUUGUCUAUACAGGAUCCUUCCUACCAAAUGACAGCUGAGCAGAAGCAACUCAUCAAUUCCUUUGACACUGUGUUCAGGGAAGAAUACAGAGCCAGAGAAGAGGCCUUCUCUUCCACAUACAAAACCUUCAGAACUAGUAGACGGGAGUAUGAAGAUACACACAAAGCCUUUGCAAAGGCAUUUUGGAGAAUGGAUAGGCUUCUACGGCUUGGAAGGAAUGAGACUUCCCGGGUUCGGUGGAGUGGCUGUUCGGCACUCACUUGUAUGUUAGAGGGUGGGGUUAAGAACCCACAUGCUAAUAAAGACUGGGAAAAAAACUAUCAGCAGGGUUCCACCAGUUUUCCCUUCCAGAAGACUCCACAGAUCAUAUCUGGAGUACUACACCUUGCAAAUGCUGGAAACGUGCAAGCAGUCUUAUGCAGAAAUGGAAAAGGGUUUUGCCUGACCAAGGAACACACUNCACGAAACACCAANGAAAGAAGAAGAGUCCUUUACAGCGAAGCAGUGAUCAGUUCAGAUGACCCCUAUGGCCUCCUGGACGGGCACAUCAAAACCACCAGGGGUCUUGGAUUCCAUGGAAACCUCAGANUAAAAAAGUCCAUUAUUCCAGCACCGCAAACAAUUUCUGUCCCUAUAGAUGAUUUAUGUCAGUUUCUCAUCUUAGNCACUAAUGGACUUUGGCAAGUUUUGGACAAGAAGGAAGUCACUGCACUGGUAAUCACCUUGUUUCAUGCAUAUAAAGAAACCCAUGUUCCUCGCCCUAAAAACAAACCCUGGCCACCUAUAGGCCUUCUUUCCCCACCAGACAGUAACAUCCGAGUGCUGUUCCAGUACCAGCCUGAAAAUGAAGACAUUAUGUCACCUGCAGAUGGAACGAAAGGGUUAUCUGACUCAAUAUAUGCUGAAGCUUACACUCAUCAAGGUAAAUCUNCAGAAACAUUUUCCCCCAAAGGGACCCCUUAUGACCCGUGCAGCACAAAAGAAAAUAACAGCUUACCCACUAUAGACAGUAAGCGGGAAAGUGAGAAAGAACUAUGUAUUAAGAAUUUCUACAAAGGUGCAGCUGAGUAUAUUGGCUGUGAACUUGUAAGNGCUGCAAUAGAAGGUGGUUCCAGAGACAGCAUCACUGUUAUGGUAAUGUUUCUCAAUGGAAGUGAGUAUCACAGGCUGACAUAA
Mus caroli (Ryukyu mouse) is the source of this 2095-nucleotide messenger RNA. It is a transcript of the gene Pp2d1, whose product is annotated as protein phosphatase 2C like domain containing 1. The record is from RefSeq and is a predicted model, not a curated record. Gene Ontology annotation, biological process: protein dephosphorylation. Lineage: Eukaryota; Metazoa; Chordata; Mammalia; Rodentia; Muridae. Gene Ontology annotation, molecular function: protein serine/threonine phosphatase activity.